Messenger RNA from Papaver somniferum (opium poppy), 585 nucleotides. RefSeq lists its product as uncharacterized. Bases 1 to 585 code for a protein of 194 amino acids. The record is from RefSeq and is a predicted model, not a curated record. NCBI's taxonomy places the organism in Eukaryota, Viridiplantae, Streptophyta, Magnoliopsida, Ranunculales, Papaveraceae. The transcript has a single exon.
AUGAGUCUAAUGCGUGCUUAUGUGAGAGUUAAAUAUGGAAUCUAUUUGGAUUCCUCUAGUGAUGAAGAAGAGAAAGCUUUGCUAAUGUUUACACAACUAUGUUUGGAUGAACGAUUACGUAUUAUUAGACAACCUGUACCAAGGGAGGUACAGACACGUAGUGUAAUAACGCGUGAUCGAGUGCGGUAUGAUGCCAAAAUGAUGAAUGAUUAUUUUACACCUGGAACUGGUUAUACCUCAAGACAAUUCAAACAACGUAUAGGCAUGAGGGAAGACUUAAUCGAGAAAUUGUUAGGAAAAUUGCUUGAAGUUGAUCCAGAAUGGCAACAACGUCCAGAUGCAACCGGUAUUAUGGGGCAUUCUCCGCAUAUGAAAUUAGUUGCUGUGAUGAAAUGUUUAUGCAAAAGUAUGCCAGCUGAUAUUGUUGAUGAUUACACUCGUAUGGGUGCCACCACAAUAUACAAGUAUCUAAAAAGAUUUUGCCACACCGUUUGCAUGACUUUUGGAGAAAGAUAUUUGCGUGAACCCACUCCUAAAGAUGUUCAGAGGUUGCUACAAGAGAAUGCGGACCGAGGUUUUCUUUGA